Molecule: messenger RNA, 3053 nt
Organism: Drosophila montana
Lineage: Eukaryota; Metazoa; Arthropoda; Insecta; Diptera; Drosophilidae
Product: mediator of RNA polymerase II transcription subunit 15
Exons: 5
Coding region: 592-2181 (529 amino acids)
Biological process (GO): regulation of transcription by RNA polymerase II
Cellular component (GO): nucleus
Molecular function (GO): protein binding
Source: RefSeq, a predicted model, not a curated record
UAACAUAAGCUUGCCAAAAAGCAACUAAUUUUGCCGUGAAAAAAAAAGUGAGAAAAUAUUGAAAAAUGAAUACCUACAAAACGCAAAUAAAUAAAUAAAUGCAAAAUAAAAAUGUGCAAUGCAUAAUUCGUAAAGCGUACCACUGUGAGAGGAGCAGCAAACAAAAUACAGCGUAUGUGCAUUAAUAAAAUGAUUUGCGGGUGCGUGGAGCAGCGUCUUUUCCGCAAUUAGCUACUAAAAUACACUGAAAAAUAAACAAACACAAAGUGCGAAUGCAAUACAAACAACAAUUUCGAAUUUGAAAUUAAUCAAUGCAAACAAACAGUGUGCGCGUUUGUAAUUAAAUCAGUUGGCUAGUUGGUUACUUGUUGGUACGCGCCGCACAGAGACCGACAACUGCGCGCGGUUGGCCCAACUGCAGCACGGAUUAUUGUUAAUUGGAUUAGGGCCCAAAAGCGGGGCAGCGGCUGUGGCUGACGCUGACUCUGUGACUCUGACUGUGACUGUGGCUGUGGCAGUGGCUGAGGCUGAGGCGGUGGCAGGCGUCGGGCGCAAUUGGUGUUAGUUGCGAAAAGUUGAUCGGCUUUAGCAAUGGCAACGACACAGCAAUAUUCGUUGCGCUGGAAUAACUAUUUGCGGCAUUUGACCUACUCGCUGGACAAUCACAGGCUGAACGAUGAUUUUGUUGAUGUUAGCCUGUGCGUGGAUGGGCGCAAGAUCAAGGCGCACAAGGUGGUGCUCAGCUCGUGCUCAUCGUAUUUUAAGGAGAUAUUCAAAGAGAAUCCGCAUCCUCAUCCAGUCAUUAUAUUUAAGUUUAUCAAAUUCGAAGAUCUCAACUCCAUAGUCGAGUUUAUGUAUCAGGGUGAGGUGAAUGUGCAACAAGAGGCGCUGCAAUCGUUUCUGCAGACCGCCGAACUGCUGGCCGUGCAGGGUCUGACCGCUGAGGAAAAGGAGAAACCGCAGCUGCCGGUGGCGCCGCUUAUAAGCGAUCACAAGCUCAUCAAGACGAUACCCAGCACGAUACGCGCCGUCAACGAGCAGCAGCACCACCAGCAUCAUCAGCAGCAUCAACAGCAGCAUCAACAGCAGCACCAGCAGCAGCACCAGCAGCAACAGCAGCAGCAGGUGGCUGUUGCAAGCAUCGCUCAAGCGCAGAGCGCCACACAAACCAUCGAAAUACCAACGGCUACGCUGUUGCAGGCAACGGCAACGCAGGUUCAAACGCAAGUGGCUGCUGUCGCGGCGGCUCAGCUGCAGGUGCAGCAGACCCAACAGCAGCAACAACAACAGCAGCAGCAGCAGCAGCAUCAUCAUCAUGUACAAACCACCCAAAUACAACACAUUCAAGUUCAGGCGGCGCCGCCACAGCAACAACAACAGCAGCAGCAGCAGCAACAACAGCAGCAACAACAACAGCCACAGCAGGCCGCAGCGCAGGCGCAGCACCUGACCAUCACGAAUACGGUAUCGCUGCCUGCAGCGAAUACCGUUAAGAAGCGCAAGAUCACCUUCUCCGACGAUGAUGACAAUAUCUACACCACCGAAACGGUCGACUAUGCCGUCAAGGACGAACAGACCAUUGUGAAAACUGCCGAGAUGACAUUUCUACGCGGCGCCGUCAAAAUGGACAUACCGGAUUAUAUAGUCAGUGAGGUCGACGAUCGUUUAUCGGACGGCGCGACGCCACAAACGUCACAGGAUGCGACCACAGCGGCCGCACAGACUGUGGCGCAAUACUCUUCCGAAUACGAGAUCCUAACCGAGUCUGAAAUCGAGGAGAAAUACCAAGCAGAUCCCGAGAAUGCCGAAAUUGCCAUCGAAAUGACACGCCUGCUGAGCACAGCGAGCGGCGCAACAACGACAGCCACCACACAGGCGGUGCUGGAGGAUCCUAGCGCCGCGCCGACGGGUGCCACAACCACCGUCUCGGUGACGCCAGUGAAAACGGACAACAAAGCCAGCGGCACCAAUGAUUCACCCAAUAAUAAAUGGACAGAAUGUCAAUUUUGCAAAAUGGUUAUUACCACGGUGAAUCUUUGGAGACAUAUUCGCACCCAACAUACGCCCCAACCGCCGCGCAAAUGCGAUCUCUGCAAUAAGAAUUUCAAAAACAAAUACAGCCUGCGCGAGCACAUACGCAUCUCCCAUGAGCAGAAGGUGGCCAUCAAGACGGAGAACUGAUGGACAAUCUUUCAGGUGCAGCACGGCGUCAAUUGAAUAUUCCACAGACGACACUCAAGGCGGCACGAAACCAAUCCGAGCGAGACGGAGCAUGCUAACUACAAAGAGAGAAAGAGAGAGAGAGAGAGAGAGAGAGAGAUAUAGAACAUUACGUCCAACAACAAAUGCUAAAAAUCUUAGCCAGUGGAAAGAUAUUUGUAUGGAACCACCCAAAAAAACAACAACAAAUAAAUGUAAAGCAAACAAAACUGAAAGAAAAUACAAAAAAAUCAAAGAAGAAGAAGCGGAGAAGGAUGAGGAUAAUGUUAAAGCACUUUUCCAGUCAUUAGCACUUACGUUGCCGCAACCAGCAUCCAAGUUGUUGUUUAGUCAAAAAAAAAAUAAGAAAAGAAAAGCUUAAAUCAGAUCUGUUUGAUGGGCGACAAAAAUUGAUGGAAAUGUAUAGAAAUAGUAAAUGCCGCAACAGAUCUGGCUGGGCUAUCCAUAUGACAUUCUAUAUACAUAUAUGUGUAUAUCUGUGUCUGUCUGUAUCUAUCGAGAUGUUAGCGCUAAUUUAAUUUGUAAGCCACAAAAAAUGUCAAGUCAGUCAGUUUGUGGAGCUGGUGAAGCCCGAUAUUGACCAAGCCAUGUCAUAUAUAUAUAUAUAAGCAGAUAUAUAUUUAUAUAUAUAUAUUCCUGAUAAAUUGAAAAAGAAAACAAACAAAUUGAAAUUAAUUUAUGUAUUUUAGUUAAUUAGUUAGCCAAGUGCGUCGCGUACAUCACGUAACUGUACAUACAUUAAUCUUAACUCCUAUUAUAUAAUUCCUAGAGUAUAUAAAUAUAUAUAUAUAUAUUUUAUAGAGCGCUAGAGCCAAAGCCAGACUAGGCCCACA